Messenger RNA from Vicia villosa (hairy vetch), 1077 nucleotides. RefSeq lists its product as uncharacterized. Gene Ontology annotation, molecular function: protein dimerization activity. Lineage: Eukaryota; Viridiplantae; Streptophyta; Magnoliopsida; Fabales; Fabaceae. The record is from RefSeq and is a predicted model, not a curated record. The coding region runs from base 1 to 1077 and encodes 358 amino acids. The transcript is spliced from 2 exons.
AUGGCAAGAAAGCAUGAAGAUGUUGAUUGUUUUUUUUGUGAAGUGUUUCGUAUUGUCACUAUCUUCCGGUCAUCUAACAAAAGACAAGCUCUACUUCGGAAUAAACAAGUUGCUCAUUUUGCAAUUCUAAAUGAAAAAGAAUUGGUGGAAACAGGUACUGGUUUAAAUCAAGAGUUGUCCAUUGCAAAAGCGGGUGAUGCACGUUGGGGAUCUCACUUUCGAACUCUUAAUAGGUUGGUUUAUUUGUUUACUCCUAUUAUUGAAGUGUUCGAAGAUUUGAAAAGUGAUAGUCAUUCUAAGGGUGAACCAAAAAGUUUGUUACUUGUUAUGCAAGCUUUAAGUUUUGUGUUUAUGUUGCACUUAAUGGUUGAGAUUUUAUCUUUGAAAAAUAAUUUUUCACAAUCAUUGCAAAAGGGGGAUCAAUAUAUUUUGCAUGCCAUGGAACUUGUCCCAAUAUGCAAGAAAAAGUUGCAAGAAUUUAGAGAUGAUGGAUGGGAAACACUUUAUGAGCAAGUUGUGGCUUCUUGUGGUAAUGUUGAAAUUUAUGUGCCUGGCAUGGAGUCUCGGUAUAUGAAAGAUAAGAAAUCCAAACGACUUGCUCCUUUUGUUACAAAUUUUCAUUAUUUCAAGAAUGAUUGCUUGAAUGAUCGAUUUACACCUGAAAAUACUGAAUUGUACCCAAAUGACUUUGAGGAUCUUACUGAUAAGAAAUUGUCUAGUGAAUUGGAGACUUAUAUUGAGAGUGUCAAGAUGGACGAUCACUUUUCCAAUUUGACUGGCAUCUCAGAACUUUGUAGGACUCUUGUUCGAACAAAGAAGCAUAAGACAUUUAGGUUUGUGUACACACUUGUCAAACUAGCUUUGUCCUUACCGGUGGCCACUGCAAGUGUUGAGCGAGUAUUCUCGGGGAUGAAAUAUGUUAAGAAUGAUUUGAGAAGUAUAAUGGCUAAUCCAUGGCUAAAUGAUUGCUUAGUGACAUUUGUGGAGAAAGAGCUGUUUAAUACAAUCGAUGAUAUGGAUGUCAUCAAACGUUUCCAAGGAAUGAACAAGAGAAGAAUGCAUUUACGAUUAGACUAG